Molecule: messenger RNA, 2251 nt
Organism: Syngnathus acus (greater pipefish)
Lineage: Eukaryota; Metazoa; Chordata; Actinopteri; Syngnathiformes; Syngnathidae
Gene: gmppaa
Product: GDP-mannose pyrophosphorylase Aa
Exons: 13
Coding region: 98-1381 (427 amino acids)
Biological process (GO): biosynthetic process
Cellular component (GO): cytoplasm
Molecular function (GO): transferase activity
Source: RefSeq, a predicted model, not a curated record
UCAUCAUUUGUAUGCGGAAGUAGAUAUCCCAGGAGUAGCAUCAGCGUGUAUUUGUCACUGUUUUGUUGCAGAAUCAAAUCAUAUCUUGCUGAUCAAAAUGCUGAAAGCUGUUAUUUUAAUAGGAGGGCCUCAGAAAGGCACAAGGUUUAGGCCGCUGUCAUUUGAAGUCCCCAAACCUUUAUUCCCAGUAGCUGGUGUGCCUAUGCUGCAACAUCACAUCGAAGCAUGCGCCAAGUUACCAAAUAUGAAAGAGAUCCUGCUCAUUGGCUUUUACCAACCUAAUGAAGAGCUGAACAGAUUUCUUUUGACUGCACAACAGGAGUUUAAAAUUUCAAUCAGGUAUUUGCAAGAAUAUGCAGCCCUGGGUACAGGAGGGGGCAUCUAUCACUUCAGAGAUCAAAUCAUCGCUGGUGGCCCUCAGGCUUUCUUUGUCCUUAAUGCUGAUGUGUGCGCUGACUUUCCUCUGACAGAGAUGCUCAGCUUCCAGAAAGAACACGGAGAACCAAACAGCUUUGUUAUACUCGGAACAACAGCAAACCGAAAACAAUCUCUGAAUUAUGGCUGUAUAGUUGAAAAUGAGGAAACAAAUGAGGUGUUGCAUUAUGUGGAAAAGCCCAGCACAUUUGUGAGCGACAUCAUCAACUGUGGUAUCUACCUCUUUAAUCCGGAAAUCUUUCAGCAUAUUGGAGCGGUCUUCCAGAAAAAUCAACAAGAUAUGCUGCUUUUUCCAUAUGAUGGUGAGGAAACAAACAACGGCUGGCACAGAGCGGAAGCCAUCAGGUUGGAGCAGGACCUUUUCACCGCUCUCGCCGGACAGGGCAAAAUCUACGUUUAUAAAACACUUCGAUUCUGGAGCCAGAUAAAAUCGGCAGGGUCUGCAAUUUAUGCCAGUCGAUUGUACCUCAACCAGUAUCGUAAAAGUCAUCCGGAAAGGCUGGCCUCCAAUAAAGUUGGAGGCCCGAAAAUAAGCGGUGAUGUUUAUAUUCAUCCCACCGCCAACAUUGACCCCACUGCUGUGUUGGGUCCUAAUGUCACCAUCGGUACUGGCGUUACCAUUGGUGCUGGGGUCAGAGUUCGAGAAUCCAUUAUCCUCCACGGUGCGACUCUACAGGACCAUUGCUGCGUCCUCCACAGCGUUGUAGGAUGGGAUAGCACGAUUGGAAAAUGGGCACGGGUGGAAGGAACUCCCAGUGACCCCAACCCCAAUGACCCCUACGCAAAAAUUGACAGCGAGACCCUCUUCAGAGAAGGAAAACUCACACCGUCCAUCACUAUCCUCGGUUGUAAUGUGUCCAUUCCAAGAGAGGUGAUAAUCCUCAACGCGAUUGUCCUGCCGCACAAAGACCUGAACCGCAGCUUCAAAAACCAAAUUAUUCUCUAGCUUCCUCUUUUCACCCUCGCGUUGUUAUUCCCUCACCGGUGGGGAUCACGCUGAAGGCACUGCUCUUGAGUUACUGUUUAUAAGAUGUCAGGAGGGAAGAUAUGGGACAUUCAUUAGGCUGUUUUGAAAGAUAGAUUUUUAUGUGUUUGUCCUCAAGGCUUCACGCAUCGUCAAAGAAAGAGCAAUCACACAUGUUGAUUCACCUUGAAAAGUGCUGUCGGGGGAGGGAGGGGGGCAAAGUUAUUAACUUGACCAAACUGUUAAUUUACCGCCAGAGCAAGAGUAAUAUAUUUGCUUGAUGUUAAUAUGAUGUAAAAAGAGGUUUAUGGACGAGCACAUUAUGUUUCUCCCGCAAGGACAAACUUGAGAGUCUAAUGCAAGAACAGUAAUUGUAAGUAAAUAAAAAUGACGAACUAGUGAGUGUUGGUAGAAAAUUAGAGGGGAGCUUUUGCGUGGCGCUUUGAUUAAAACCUUUUAGUGUAUUAAGUGUAAAACUGACAAGCAGCAAAAAUAAAUUAGAGACUUGAUAAUGAGAUUGCAAUCAAGUAGUUUAUUUUUUUUACAUGUGUGUGCACGCAUAGCAGGGGGCCCGGACUCCUUUCAUAAAAUCAACAACGCAUCUGAGCAUUUGCAAUCACUGGAGGAACUCUGCAUCCAUCGGCGGAUACGUCAGAUUAACAUUUACUUAAUAAGCACUUGAAACCAUCAUGAUCACUUCUGCACUUUAGUUUCAAUUAUUGCGGCAUUUGGGGGACGUGAAAAUUGGGAUAGUGGAGCCGGAGUUAGUUUUACUUGCAAAUGACUUGCUUUAAUGCAUCCGAAGGGGAUUCUGUAAAAUAGCAUCACCACAUUAAACUGAUACAAGUUGUA